Molecule: messenger RNA, 1065 nt
Organism: Bolinopsis microptera
Lineage: Eukaryota; Metazoa; Ctenophora; Tentaculata; Lobata; Bolinopsidae
Product: tRNA (guanine-N(7)-)-methyltransferase-like
Exons: 5
Coding region: 2-721 (239 amino acids)
Biological process (GO): RNA (guanine-N7)-methylation; tRNA methylation
Cellular component (GO): tRNA methyltransferase complex
Molecular function (GO): tRNA (guanine(46)-N7)-methyltransferase activity
Source: RefSeq, a predicted model, not a curated record
GAUGGCGAAAGUAAAACACCCCAAGAAACGAAACUACCGUCAACGAGCCCACUCGAACCCACUUAGUGACCACAGUUUCGACUAUCCUCUCUCCCCUGGUGUCAUGGAAUGGUCUAAGCUCUACCCCAGAUUUAAGCCUGGCGAUGAGGUAACGUUCUGUGAUGUGGGGUGUGGUUACGGGGGUCUACUAGUCACGUUAUCCUCCAUGUUCCCUGACAAGUACAUGGUUGGCUUUGAGAUACGGGUUAAAGUAUCAGACUACGUGAAUGACAGGUUUUUAGCCCUGCGCCAAGAAGAUGAAGUUUACCAUAACGCCGGAGUCAUCAGGACAAAUGCCAUGAAAUACCUUCCUAACUUUUUUAGAAAAGGUCAGCUUGAGAAGAUGUUUAUCCUUUAUCCAGACCCGCACUUCAAGAAAUGUAAACACAAAUGGAGGAUUGUAUCAGAGGGGUUGUUAGCAGAGUACGCGUACGUGCUACAAGUGGGGGGCCUGGCCUACACUGUGUCUGAUGUUAAAGAGGUUCACGACUGGAUGGUGGAGCACUUCACCGCCUUCCCCCUAUUUGAGAGGUACGAUCCUCCGCAGGAUGAUAAAGCUGCACAGAUCCUGAUCGGGAGCACAGAGGAAGGAAAGAAAGUGCUCCGGAAUAACGGACAGAGCUGGACUGCUAUAUUCAGGAGGGUUGACGAUCCGCAUUUAGUGAACUGUGGCGAAAGUUAGGUUUAUUAUAAGGGGAUGUGCUGCGGUAUUUUAAACUCUUUAGUAGAUUUACAGCGAUAUUUUAACCUUGUUUUAAUAGACAUAAUUAUGUUUUUUGGGGGAUUUCGGGUUGGGAGACCGGAGGUAUCGUGAUUACGAUACUCAGGCGACUACAUGUAAUUGGUCUGUUCUUACGUUUCUUGACGAUUUGGAUAAAAUUGUGGUUUUAUUGAUGUGUGGGUCAUUGAAAAAUGAAAGCUGAUUUCAGUCCUGGAUGUUUACUUUUCAGUCAUAUCGCUUUAGAGCUGAAUAUGAUAUUCAAUACUGUACUGACCAAUAAUAUGAUUUCGCAUUUCUUAGUCCAU